AUGAGUCCGCCAGCCAGAUUUGCUGUUGUUGUGCCCGUGGUGCCCGUCCCCUCCUUGGACUACGACCCGUUGAAACCCUUCGAUGAAAAAUACUUUGACCGCGCUGUUGACAGAAUCCUGUCUGAAGAGGCUGACCUGGAAGAGUCUCGAAAUGAGAUGCAGGAGCUUGACAUAGAGAGCGAUGUCGAGAAUGAUGACAAUGCCGACUCAAUUGAACAGAGUACUCCCUCCAGCCAGAAAGCGGAAUCUCAUACAUCUCGUUCACCUGAGCCUACAACUUCCGCACCCGCCGGUGAAUAUGACGAGGCAGAGGACCCAAGAAUCUUUGCCGAUGUGUCAGAGACUACGCGUGUAGGAAUUCUCAGGGUCAUUGCAGAGAUGCCUUUUCUGUACAAAUAUCCACUUAAGAAGUCUGAGCGGCUAAACUUUGCGGAACAAAUUCACAAUCUCACGAGGAAGGCCGGGAUCUCACAGGCUAAUUCCAAUGCUCUGUUUCAACAUGUGCGUGCAACCUACAUGGACUCGCAUCGCAGGGCCCAGACAGAUGACAACGGAUCUGCUUUUGGGGGUGAGAUCAAUGACCUGGAGGAAGAGGCAGUACCCUCCCCACCUUCCUCACCCUCCCCAACCUCCCCGCCGAAAAGCAAGGGGGAAAAGAGACAAUCUGGAUCUACCGCGCAGAAGAGAAAACGUCGUGGAGAGUCUUCAUCUUCCACUAUUGAGCGAUUGGAGAGUACACCGAGGUCUCAGGGGCCAACCAUGGCCAACUUGGCAGAAGUAGCUAUCAAGAUCCCUGAUGAGAGCCCAGCUACAGCCAUCAGCAAGGCUAAGAAGCCCCCGAGAAAGAGGGCGUGCGCUGACUGCCGCAAGAGAAAGUCUUCCCCCUCUGCUGUCAAGCGUGUCCGCAUUCAGCUAGAAGAACCAGGUGGACGUAAUGCGGCUAUGAAGAAACAACAAAGCAGCACCGCUCGGGCCAGUGCUGUCAAAGGGCCAGUGCUCAUUGAUUUAUCAAGGUGCUCGCCCUCGCCCCCCGACAGCUCCGACAAAGACGAAUCACAUGAGGAUUAUGCGACCCCUCGUGAACAUCCGACUAGUCCAGUGCAGGCUAGCCCAGAUGCAAAUGCAACCAUUGCUACUCUGCCAAAGCAUGCUAUCACUCGCAGUCCCCAUGGUGAGGCUGAUCAGCCAUCCGACCCCCUUCACAGCGAACCGUCGAAAGAAGAGGUGGCGCGGUUUAAGGCAGCGAAGAACUUACGAAAGCGUGCUCGUCGCAACGAAAAAAAGAGGCGAGCAAGCAUGGGCCUAGACAUGAUCGAGGACAAUAAUGAUCAGCCUGCGCAACCCCAAGUUCAGCGUUCGACUUCAAAGAAGACCCGAGCUCUGCCUUCUACUCCACAGAAGAAAAAGACCGAAAAGCGAAACUCCUGUGAUUUGCCAGGUUUAACUCCCAGUGAUGAGGUUAAAUCAAAAUACUUCGAACGGGCCAUUGAACGAGAAGGUGUACCACCUCGGAUUACAUUGACCCCAAUUCCGACCUCUCCGAUACCACAAGACGAAGAAUCAAUCCCGGAAAGCCCUACGAAAUCUGCAGACUGUUCCCUUCCCAAUCCCCGAACGCCUCGCCGCAAAUACCCAAAGCUCUCUCCAUAUUUCCCCCUUGUGCAGAUUGACGCUGAAUCAUGUCUGCCAUUUCCCCCAAUUGAUGCGCCCUCAUUUGGCCUCAUACAAGAGCAGCUUGCGCAUGACCCCUUUCGUUUGCUCAUUGCUACCAUAUUCCUGAAUCGUACCCGAGGAGGGGUUGCAUUACCAGUGUUGUUCCAAGUCUUCGAACGAUACCCAACAAUCGAGGCGAUGGCAGCCGCGGCCCAAUCAGACCUCGUAUCAUUGAUCCGGUGCCUGGGAUUCCAAAAUCAACGUGCUACGAAAUGCAUCACUCUUGCGCAAACAUGGCUCACCAACCCCCUACCCCACAGAAACGAUAUCGAAGAAUCCACUACCCCCGAGAAUUUGACGGCCGCAACGUUGGUCGUGAUGAAUGCAUUGACCAAGAAGACCUGCGGAUCGCAUGGGAAGUCGCCCAUCUCCCCGGAAGGAUUGGCCGAAGACUGGACAGGCACUGGUGCGAAGGAACCUGGGUUCGUACCCGAAUGGAAGUGUGUUUUGCCCCAGGACAAGGAACUACGAGCCUAUCUGACGUGGAUGUGGUUGAAAGAAGGAUGGAACUGGGACUACAACACGGGUGACUUGACGGCUGCGAGUGAGAAGAUGAUGAAAGCUGCCCAAAAUGGUGGAGUUGCCCAUGAAGAAGAAGGCAAUUGGGUACUUGAAACAUCGCCAGUCAAAGCCAUGAAUGGGCUACACAGCUAA
Molecule: messenger RNA, 2367 nt
Organism: Penicillium brevicompactum
Lineage: Eukaryota; Fungi; Ascomycota; Eurotiomycetes; Eurotiales; Aspergillaceae
Product: putative pre-mRNA splicing factor
Exons: 4
Coding region: 1-2367 (788 amino acids)
Biological process (GO): base-excision repair
Cellular component (GO): nucleus
Molecular function (GO): DNA binding; catalytic activity
Source: RefSeq, a predicted model, not a curated record